UAACGAGCGGUGCCCUUCAUACGACACUUUCCGUCUUGUGUAAGUGCAGUUUGGGUGUUGUCGUUGAAUUUUAAUUAAUAAUCCCUAAGCAUGUCUAAAAUCGGUAUCAACGGAUUCGGCCGUAUCGGUCGUCUGGUGCUCCGCGCCGCCGUCGACAAAGGCGCCGAAGUGGUCGCCAUCAACGACCCCUUCAUCCAGGUUGACUACAUGGUGUACUUGUUCAAAUACGACUCCACCCACGGCCGUUUCAAGGGAGAGGUCAGCACCGACGGAACCAGCCUCAUCGUAAACGGCAAAGCCAUCCAGGUCUUCCAAGAAAGGGACCCCGCUAGCAUCCCGUGGGGAAAAGCUGGAGCCGAAUACAUCGUCGAAUCAACAGGCGUGUUCACCACCAUCGACAAGGCUUCCGCUCACUUGAAAGGCGGCGCCAAGAAGGUAAUCAUCUCAGCGCCCUCUGCCGACGCGCCAAUGUACGUCUGCGGUGUCAACUUGGACGCCUACAACCCGGCUGACAAGGUAAUCUCCAACGCCUCCUGCACCACCAACUGCUUGGCCCCGUUGGCCAAGGUCAUCCACGACAACUUCGAGAUCGUGGAAGGUCUGAUGACCACCGUGCAUGCCACCACCGCCACGCAAAAGACCGUCGACGGGCCCUCCGGCAAGUUGUGGCGCGACGGUCGCGGCGCCGCCCAAAACAUCAUCCCCGCCUCCACCGGCGCCGCCAAGGCCGUCGGCAAGGUGAUCCCGGCCUUGAACGGCAAGCUCACCGGCAUGGCGUUCCGCGUGCCCACCCCGGACGUUUCCGUGGUCGACUUGACCUGCCGCUUAGGCAAGGGCGCCACCUACGACGAGAUCAAGCAGAAGGUCAAGGAGGCCGCCGAGGGCCCGCUCAAGGGAAUUCUCGGCUACACCGACGACCAGGUCGUGUCGUGCGACUUCACCAGCGACACGCACUCUUCAGUAUUCGACGCUGCCGCCGGCAUCUCCCUCAACAACAACUUCGUCAAGCUCAUCUCGUGGUACGACAACGAGUACGGUUACUCGCACAGAGUCGUCGACUUGAUCAAGUACAUCCAAACCAAAGAUUAAGAAGUGUUCUCUCGAAGUGCAACACUCUUACUGAGGUUCGUUGAAUAUCAGACUUACUUCAUGCAGUCUAUAGCGGUGGCUUGUUUGUCAAACGUUACUUUUUUUCGUGUACGUACUAUCCAAAUUGUCAUUUUUAUUUAACUAUGUUCAUUUAUUUAAAAUAAAUGUUUUAAAAUACC
This is a messenger RNA of Brassicogethes aeneus, 1268 nucleotides long. NCBI's taxonomy places the organism in Eukaryota, Metazoa, Arthropoda, Insecta, Coleoptera, Nitidulidae. The record is from the annotation of a GenBank genome assembly.